This is a messenger RNA of Scylla paramamosain (green mud crab), 1795 nucleotides long. RefSeq names its product protein CLP1 homolog (gene cbc). The record is from RefSeq and is a predicted model, not a curated record. The transcript is spliced from 9 exons. Gene Ontology annotation, cellular component: mRNA cleavage factor complex; nucleus. The coding region runs from base 377 to 1639 and encodes 420 amino acids. Gene Ontology annotation, molecular function: polynucleotide 5'-hydroxyl-kinase activity. Gene Ontology annotation, biological process: tRNA splicing, via endonucleolytic cleavage and ligation. Lineage: Eukaryota; Metazoa; Arthropoda; Malacostraca; Decapoda; Portunidae.
GGAGCCGUUGUAAAGACAGCCUCCCAAACGUCUGUCCAUCUGUGUGAGUGAAGGAAAACAUAAACAAAGUUGAGGCCGCAACCAGGCAGUACACCACACUGCCAGCUUUUCAUUGUAUUCACUACGCACACCAAGCCCAGACACACGUCAGGCAGCUCAACACAACACUAGGUGGGCGCCAGUACCGGCAGGGCAGAGGAGGUGGCCAGGCAGGACACGAGUAUUAUCUUGCCUGCAGGCGCCGGUAAGAAGCACGCCACCAGAUAAGCCAGUCUGUUCACGUUGCCUUAAAGGAGUCCACGAAGACUGUGUUCCUCAGUACUGCUCCUGUAGUGUGUUCCUGCCCCACGUUGGCUGAGAAAGGAGCAGCGUCACAAUGGCUGAGAAAGAGUUCAAGCUGGAGCAAGACUGUGAGCUCCGUUUUGAAGUGGAGACUAAGAAGGAAACAGUUGAUCUCAAGCUGAUCAGUGGAAAGGCAGAAAUGUUUGGCACUGAAUUGGCACCAGACAAGCCAUACACCUUCUAUCCUGGGGCCAAGGUUGCUGUCUAUACCUGGCAUGGAUGCACUCUCAAGCUCACAGGGAACACAGAGGGCACAUAUAUUGCUAAGGAGACACCCAUGGUGAUGUACCUGAAUACCCAUGCCUGCCUGGAGCGGCUGAGGAAACACGCCGAUGAGGGCCUGAGUCGAGGCGAGAAAACCCGUGGCCCCGUCACCAUGGUGGUGGGCCCUGGUGCUGUCGGCAAGUCAACUCUGUGCCGCAUUCUGCUUAACUAUGGUGUGCGGAUGGGCAGACGGCCCAUCUUUGUGGACCUGGAUGUGGGCCAGGGGGCCAUCUCCAUUCCUGGCACCAUAGGGGCACUCUUGGUGGAACGGGCAGCCUCUGUGGGUGAAGGCUUUUCCCAGGAGGCCCCUCUGGUGUACACCUUUGGCCACCUCACACCAGCCAGCAACCCCACACUCUACAACAUCCUGGUGUCACGCAUGGCAUCCACGAUCCAGGAAAAGAUGGCCCGCAACAGGAAAGUGGCAGCAUCAGGAGUGGUGAUCAACACAUGUGGGUGGGUGAAGGACGAGGGUUACAAGAGCCUGACUCACGUGGCGCAGGCGUUUGAGGUGGACGUGAUCAUUGUGCUGGACCAGGAGCGUCUGUACAAUGAACUGGUGCGGGACAUUCCCUUCAUCAAGGUGGUCUUCCUUCCCAAGAGUGGUGGGGUUGUGGAAGGCACCCAAGCCAUGCGAGCUGCUGCCCGCGACGACCGCAUCCGUGAGUACUACUAUGGCCUGCACACCAAGUACCACCCGCACAGCUUUGAGGUCAAGAUGUCGCACUUCCAGAUAUACAAGAUUGGAGCGCCAGCUUUGCCUGACUCUUGUAUGCCAGCAGACAUGAAGGUGGAUGACCACAUGACAAAGCUGGUCCCAGUAGAGCCAGGUGUGAAACUGAAGCACCACAUCCUUGCCGUCAGUCUGGCCAAUGAGCCUGAAGACCUGCUCACCGCCAAUGUGGCUGGCUUCAUCUGUGUGCUGGAUGUUGAUGAAGAGACCAAGAUGGUGAAGGUGCUUUCUCCUCAGCCCAAACCACUGCCCAAAAAAUUGUACAUAUUAACUGAUAUUCAAUUUAUGGAUUCUUCAUAGAGAAAUUGUAAAAGUAUACAUCCAAAUAAUGUAACUUUCGUAAGUGAUGUUCUAGAUUAUUUUAUAAUUUUCUCAUAAGAAUGUUAGUUUUUAUAAUAAAUUUAUAAUGAUAACUCACUUGAUUAAAAAAAAAAAAAAACUAUUAUUUAUGUUUAU